CAACAUUGCCCCAGCGGACCCAUCCCAACCUGGCCAGCCACCUAACAUUGCUUCAUCCCGCUUUCAGCUGCCCUCCGUUCCCAUCCAUAUCACAGCAAGAACACGUCUACAUACGCGUCUCGUCUCUAUCCUACUCCUCUCAACCCACUCUCUCACGCACACGCAACCGCUAUUGCAUAGACGGCUUUCCAAACACCGCCGACCGUGGCCCGUUCAUUCUCAGCCGCAUUCUCCUCACCCUUCGUCGCUUGCAUCCCGCCCCACCAUGGCGUCGUCGCGGCGCUCAUCGGCGUCGCCUCCGUCUGCGCCGUUCGCUGAGCCAAGUGAGAUGGACAAGUACCGUCUCGUCAGCAAUAUCGGCAAGGGCAGCUUUGGCGUCAUCUCAAAGAUCCAGCGGAUUGAAGAUGGCAAGGAAUUCGCUCUGAAGGAGCUCGACUACGGCAAGAUGAACGAGAAGGACCGCCGACAAAUAAUGGCGGAGGUCGCCAUUCUCGAGUCCCUCAAGCACCGCAACAUUGUCCAGCUUGUCCAGAAGAUCCGCGAUCCCAAGAACGAGCGCAUUUACAUCAUCAUGGAGUACUGCACAUCCGGCGAUCUCGGCUCGCUCAUCCGAAAGGCGCAGCGCAGCGGCGCCCCUUUACAUGAGGAUCGCAUCUGGAAUAUCUUCCUCCAGAUUGUCCUCGCGCUUCACCACUGUCACUGGCCUGAGCAGCGCCGGGCGGCUAUUCGUCCAAGCGGGGAUGCGGGGCGGACUCAGGUGUUGCAUCGCGAUCUAAAGCCUGAAAACGUGUUCUUGUCCGGGGACUUCGUCAAACUGGGUGACUUUGGUCUGAGCAAGGACAUGGCCGGACAUGUCUUCACGCAGACCUACGUUGGCACGCCGCUAUACAUGCCUCCAGAGAUCCUAGCUGAAAACCGAUACGACACAAAGUCAGACAUCUGGUCACUGGGGUGUCUUGUAUACGAGAUGUGUGCUUUGCACUCUCCGUUUCACACAGCUCGUACGCAAGAGGAGCUGAUAACCAUGGUCAAGAGUGGCAAGCUGCCACCAUUGCCGAGCAAUAUCUCGCCGGCGCUUAAGCUUGUCAUCAAGGCCAUGCUUAACCUCAAUCCCGUGCGGCGACCAUCGACCCGUGACUUGUUGGAGAUGGACGAAAUGAAGCUGCACCGCAAGUUGUUUACCGUUCAGAACCAAACCUCGGUUCUCACUGCCCGCAAGCAAGAGCUGGAGCAAUGGGAGAUUGCCGCUAAGAGACGUGAAGAACGCAUCAAGCAGAAAAUCGCCGAGCUCGAGGCGCGCGAGCUGGCUUUGAGCGAACGCGAAAACGCUAUCAACCAGCGCGAGGCUGAUUUCAACAUGCACUGGCAGCAGCUUGAGCAGCGCGAGGAGAUUGUUCGCGAGAAUCAACGACGCUUGGCGGUCUCUCACGAGUCACUGCAAGCCCAGUGGGCCGCGCUGCGAGAAGAGCGCGCCAACCCACCCGCUGUCGCGCCGGCUUCGUCUGAAGCAUCGCAGGAGAACACGGACUUUGGCCCUGCUCCGCAGAGACCACCGCUAGAGGAGCGUAAGACUAUGCCAAUCCCCUCCACGACGGUGCGACAUGCCGCGUACAUCGAUACGCCGAGCAAAAUACCUGGUGCAGUGGCAUACGACAGCCCUGCGCCACUCGACUCCAAAAUUGCCUCCAAGAUUUCAAGGCUAAACGGGCGGCGUGCGAGCGGUGGCUCGUCCCUCCCGCGCCUGGCGUCCAAAUCCAUGACCAACCUCAAUGCUCGUGCGCGUCUCGACGGGGAGCUCGCUACCCCCGUGAAGAGCGACACGUGCCGCCACAUGCCUGGCCGCACGUCGAUAGGAUCACCCGGCGAGCUGGGUCGCGAUUUCCUCGACGACGUGUCGAUGCGUACGGCGACAUCGUUCGGGUCUCCUGCCGGCAUGAGCCCGUUCAUUACGCGUGCGCGAAGUGACGACGAGGUUGACGGCCCCCCCACGCUCAUUCCGCAACCCAACUACGUGUACCGUCCCGAUGCGACACCGGCCAAGUGGAACCCCGAGGACCCCGACGCGCCCUCCCCCUUCCUGCGUCGCACGGCUACCUCGGCACCCCCCGUACCGCAGCCUGCUUUUACAUCGGGCAACGGGAGCUCUCGUCCCUGCGCGCAGCCGCGUGAUGUUCCAGCGCGGCCGCCACUGUCGGCGAUCCAGCCGCAACCUGCUACCGCGCCGGUCGCUGUGCAGCGCAAGCUUCCACGAUCACGCUCUGGGACGCUUAGCCUGCAUCACACUGCAGUUGUGCGCAACGCCGUGCGUACCGAGGGGCUGGUUGGCGCACCAGUGCGGACACGGGUUGCCGGGCGCGACCUGGCACGGUGAUAGACUUAGCUUGGGCAAACACUUGGAUUCCUUGCUAGAGGGCGCAGCGCAUGCACGGGUAGCUUGUUCAAGAGUGUAGUAGCAACAACUGGGCGAGAUGCCACUGCUGCGCGU
Messenger RNA from Cutaneotrichosporon oleaginosum, 2485 nucleotides. RefSeq lists its product as uncharacterized. Gene Ontology annotation, biological process: chromosome segregation; protein phosphorylation. Lineage: Eukaryota; Fungi; Basidiomycota; Tremellomycetes; Trichosporonales; Trichosporonaceae. Gene Ontology annotation, molecular function: ATP binding; protein serine/threonine kinase activity. The record is from RefSeq and is a predicted model, not a curated record. Gene Ontology annotation, cellular component: mitotic spindle pole body; nucleus; cytoplasm.